UCAUUGUCGAGCAGGCAACAGACAUUUCUGCACUAUACAACUGUUGGUUGGUUGGUUUUGUUAAACUCAAUUUCUUGGAGAAGAAUCUGAUACACAAUCAAAACCUCUACUAAGUUUCGCUUUCAGACUGAGCUAAUUCUGUAAUGCAUCCAGUAUGCGAACCAUAGCAGUUUGUGACCAACAUUGGUGCUGACAAUUGACAAACAAAAAAUCUAGCUGUGUUUCAAGACCAUUGGGUUCUUAACUGCUAUGGAAAGAGAUGGUGAUUGGUAGCAUGUCUUUUUUUCUCAUAUGAGUACUCUUGCUAAGUCAGCAAUAUUCAAUUUGAAGGAGCUGCCGAUAUAACUUCUACUCUUCAUUCUUUGUGCUAAUUCAAUUAGUGGGAUUAGUUUUAGAUGCAAACAUCUCAGAAACACCAAAGUUCCUCUGGUGUCCAUAGAUCACUCCACCAGCCUGUUCAAGGGAUUGAAUCCUAUUGCUUGCCUCAUAUCCAAAUUCUGGACAACAAUACAUGCUCUGAUGGCUGCAGCCAAGGAACCAGUGGAGACUCUCAAACCUACAAGGAGCAGUUCUAUACCUUGGAAUCAUCCAUUGCGACUAUUGCCUAUGAUUCUUCGUCUGCCGUCAGCAUCUCAUCUAACAGGAGUCCCCUUACACCACUAGGUUCUCAGUCAUACCUGUCAGAUCCUCAUCAGUCCCCUGACAAUGCUUAUGGAUCACCCAUGAGCAGAUCUUCUGGUGUUGAUGAUGGCAAUAAAUUUAUUUACAAACUGAGAGAAUUGGAGAGAACAUUGCUGGAGGACAGCUGCAGCUGCUGUUUUCAGAGUGGGGCUCAUCAAGGCAUUUCAGCACAAAGUAGGAAUUGGAUGGAAAUGAUCCCUGGGCUAAACUUGAAAGAGGUGCUGGUGUACUGUGCUAAAGUGGUAUCUGAAGGUGAUCUAUUAACAGCAGCUGAUUUAAUGCUUGUGUUAGAGCAAAUGGUGUCAGUCUCUGGGGAGCCAAUUCAACGCCUGGGGGCAUACAUGCUGGAAGGGCUUAGAGCAAGACUGGAAUUCUCAGGAAGUAAAAUCUACAAAGCGUUGAAGUGUGAACAACCAUCAAGCUCAGAUCUCAUGUCUUACAUGUCUGUCCUCUUUCAGAUCUGUCCAUACUGGAAGUUUGCUUACACAUCAAUGAAUGUUGUUAUUGGGGAAGCUGUGGUGAAUGAGCCUAGAAUUCACAUCAUUGAUUUCCAGAUUGCACAAGGCACCCAGUAUAUGUACCUCAUCCAUGCACUUGCAAAACAGCAUGGUGGGCCCCCAUCUAUCCGCAUUACUGGGAUUGACGACUCACAAUCACUUCAUGCUCGAGGAGGAGGUCUUGAUGUUGUGGGGACGAAGCUUGCGCAGGUUGCUGCAACAUGCAAUGUGCCAUUUGCGUUCCAUGAUGCUUCUGUGUCUGCUUGUGAGAUUGAAAGAAAACAUCUUAUAAUUCAACCUGGAGAAGCUAUAGUUGUGAAUUUUCCUUACGUAUUGCACCAUGUGCCAGAUGAGAGUGUGAGCACUUCAAAUCCUAGAGAUCGCCUGUUGAGAUUGGUGAAAAGUUUGUCCCCCAAAGUUGUGACCAUUGCUGAGCAAGAGUCCAACACCAAUACUUCCCCAUUCUUUCACAGGUUCUGUGAGACAAUGGAUUACUAUAUGGCUAUGUUUGAAUCAAUUGAUGUAGCUUGUCCAAGGGAUGACAGGAAGCGAAUCAGUGCAGAGCAGCACUGUGUGGCUCGAGAUAUAGUCAAUAUGAUAGCUUGCGAGGAAUCCGAAAGGGUGGAAAGGCAUGAACUUCUUGGAAAGUGGACACUACGAUUGAAAAUGGCUGGAUUCACGCCGUAUGCAAUGAGUCCUUCAGUGACCAAUGCUGUUAUAGCUAUGUUGAAGGAAUACAACUGCAAUUACAGAGUUGAAGACCAUAACGGGGCGCUCUAUCUUGGCUGGAUAAACAGACAUAUGGCAACUUCUUCUGCUUGGAGGUGAUAAAUAACAAGCUGAUAACCUUUGUGGAUAACUCACUGUUUUUGUUCUAACUUUUUGAAACUGAGUCAGAAUGAUAUUUGUAACUCAAUACAGCCUAGCAUAGAGCAGGAUGCCAACUUUAACUUCAACUUCACUGUAAAUUCCCAUCUUGGAAUGAUACUGAGACUGUUUUGAGCUUA
Mangifera indica (mango) is the source of this 2185-nucleotide messenger RNA. RefSeq names its product scarecrow-like protein 13. Gene Ontology annotation, cellular component: nucleus. The coding region runs from base 396 to 2006 and encodes 536 amino acids. Gene Ontology annotation, molecular function: DNA-binding transcription factor activity; sequence-specific DNA binding. Gene Ontology annotation, biological process: regulation of DNA-templated transcription. Lineage: Eukaryota; Viridiplantae; Streptophyta; Magnoliopsida; Sapindales; Anacardiaceae. The record is from RefSeq and is a predicted model, not a curated record. The transcript is spliced from 2 exons.